Messenger RNA from Aspergillus novofumigatus IBT 16806, 1035 nucleotides. RefSeq names its product GNAT family N-acetyltransferase. Gene Ontology annotation, molecular function: acyltransferase activity, transferring groups other than amino-acyl groups. NCBI's taxonomy places the organism in Eukaryota, Fungi, Ascomycota, Eurotiomycetes, Eurotiales, Aspergillaceae. The transcript has 3 exons. The record is from RefSeq and is a predicted model, not a curated record. Bases 143 to 859 code for a protein of 238 amino acids.
ACAUCCAAUCUGAUAUUCAGAUAUUCAAUCAUCACUUAGAUGGCGAUCUCUCUCUAUCCCCUCCGCCGACAUUCCCACACAUACACCAUAUCCCUAUCGCAGCCCAUCCGCAGAGCCAGUAGAAAUUGAAUAACAGCCCAAAAUGGCAAUCGAUAUACUUCCGCUUACAAAACCGGACAUCCCCGAUGCCGUAGUCUGCAUCCAAAAGGCGUUUGCCGACGACCCAUACUUCCGCUGGGUCUUUAACGAUCCAUCCAAAUUCAACAUCCACCGCAACGCCGCCUCCCUCUCAGCGCACUUCCUCCACGGCCUCCACACCAACGCCCCCAUCUACAUCGCCAAAUACCGCCCCACACCCACAGACAAGCACCCUCCUCCGUCCUCGGGCGUAGUCGGCGUCUGCUGGUGGUUCCCCCCGCAGCAGAAAGAAACCUGGACGACCUGGACAACCUGGACACAAGACUGGCUUUUAUCAUUCCGCCAACUCCUCAACAACAUCCGCUUCGGCGGCCGCGGGGGGUUGAAUGUGCGGCGGUACUGGAUCUGGAAGGCUCUGCAGGCGCGCACGCACGCAGAGCUCUGGACGAACCCGGCGGGAUACUACUUCUGUAAUGUGAUCGCGGUGAGUGCGGAGAUGAGGGGAAUGGGGGUGGGGAGGAGGCUGGUGGAGGCUGUGACGGGGCGGGCGGAUGCGGAGGGCGUGCCGUGUUACCUGGAGAGUUCCAAGGGGGAGCCGAAUCUGGGGAUCUAUGAGAGGUUGGGGUUUAGGCUGGUUAAGGAGAUUGAGUGUGUGGAUGGGUGGGAUGCGUGCAAGUUGUAUUGCAUGGUGCGGGAUCCGAAGAUUGAGAUCAAGGCGUGACUUGACUUGCCAGGUUUAAGGCACAAGGCAUUGAUGCCAGUUGCGGGUAUUCGAUAGUAAGAUUAAAUGUAUUACGUGACUGAGCAUAAAAUAUCUGUAUGAAAGAAACACAGUCCGCAUCCGCCAUCCGCACCGCAUCUACAGCAGAUUUCCAAGUGCGAUACAGGCCAGCUCGA